GCAAGUAUUAGCCUCUCAACCAUUCAUUCAUAAAACAAACUAAACAGCUAUCAACCAUGUCCUCAAAACAACCCCAUUAUUUUCUGCUUCAAACAUGCACACCACAAUUCAUUGAAACAGUGUUGAGUUUAUUCAUUUUCUCUUAGACUCUUUUGCUUUCAUUUUUUAACAUCACUUUUUGAUUGAAGGGGUUCUAUUUUCUUUCCCUUCUUUCUGCUCUUUCUCUCAUUGAUCAAAUAGUACUUUUUUUCUAUAGAAGAAGGAACACAACAAACAUAGGUUCAAGGCCAACACUUCAACCUCAACUCCUUGUUCCUUUGUUUUUUUAUAAAACAAAGGUAACACACAAAAAAGGUCGAAUCAACGAUGGUUCGAGCUUUUCGUCACCAAAAAAGCAUGCAGAAGUCCAAGUCUUUUCAUUUCAGAAAAAUGUUUGAGAUUCCAGGGAAACAUAUUCAUGGUUUAUUUGAAAGGGAUCACGACGAAGCUGAUGAAACUGAUAAGGUGUACUCAAAAAGCUACGAGUCUAAGAGCUCAUUUGAUCAUCGUUUUGAACAUGCUCACAAUAGUGAUCAUAGUCCAGCAGCAAGCUUGGGUUGUGAAGCACCUAAAAUACCUCCAAAGCCAAAGGCACCAACUGAAUCUGACAUGAUGAAGGAGAGGUUUGCUAAGCUGCUUUUAGGAGAAGACAUGUCAGGUGCAGGGAAUGGUGUUUCUUCAGCAUUGGCUUUGUCAAAUGCCAUAACAAACCUGGCUGCAUCUGUUUUUGGAGAAUCAUCAAAGCUGGAGCCAAUGUCUGCAGAAAGAAAGGCCAGGUGGAAAAGAGAAAUUGGUUGGCUUCUAUCUGUAACGGAUCAUAUUGUUGAAUUUGCUCCAUCACAACAGAUAGCCAAGGAUGGAUCAACCAUGGAGAUCAUGACUACUCGGCAACGAACUGAUCUGCUCAUGAACAUCCCGGCCUUGCGCAAGCUUGAUGCAAUGCUCAUUGACACGUUAGACAACUUUAGAGAUCAAAAUGAGUUCUGGUAUGUCUCUAAAAAUGAUGAUGAUUCUGAGGGUAACAACCAAAGGAAGAGUGACAAAUGGUGGCUUCCAACAGUUAAAGUUCCCCCAACAGGAAUGUCUGAAGUAGCCGGAAAAUGGAUACAGUACCAGAAGGACAAUGUCACCCAAGUGCUUAAAGCAGCCAUGGCAAUAAAUGCUCAAAUACUAUCAGAAAUGGGGAUUCCUGAGAACUACAUCGAAUCACUCCCCAAGAAUGGUAGAGAAAGCCUUGGUGAAUCAAUCUAUAAGAGCAUUACAGUGGAAUUUUUUGAUCCUGGGCAAUUUCUCGCAACAAUGGACUUGUCCACAGAACAUAAGGUGCUUGACCUCAAGAAUAGGAUUGAAGCUUCCAUAGUGAUAUGGAGAAGGAAGAUGACCAACAAGGAUAGUAAGUCUUCCUGGAGUUCAGCAGUGAGCAUUGAGAAGAGGGAACUCUUCGAGGAGAGAGCUGAGACAAUAUUGCUUAUGCUCAAACACCAGUACCCAGGACUUCCACAAUCUUCACUUGACAUUAGCAAAAUCCAAUACAACAAGGAUGUGGGACAAGCCAUUCUAGAGAGCUACUCAAGAGUCAUAGAAAGCCUGGCUUACACAGUUACCUCAAGGAUUGAGGAUGUCUUAUAUGCUGAUUCAGUGGCAAAGAACCCAUCAUUGGUAGUGAGUAGCAGAAGGAUUUCAUUGGAAUCAGUGUCAGAGCAAACUUCCCCAAACUCUGGGAAGGAGAAUAGCAACUUAAAAUCAUCAGGGACACCACCUUCAAUGACUCUCUCAGAUUUCAUGGGUUGGAGUUCAAUCAAGGAGGGGAGUGACAUGAGGAAGAGUAACUCCUCAGAAGACUCGGAAGAGUGCUUGAAUGAAAAGGAUGAAAAGAUUGUGAAUAAAUCUCCUAAAACCCCCCAGCCACAGAAAUCCUUCUAUUUGGACAAACUUGAGUACUUGAAUGCUUUAAAAAGUCCCAUAGCUCGACAUUAG
Molecule: messenger RNA, 2016 nt
Organism: Cajanus cajan (pigeon pea)
Lineage: Eukaryota; Viridiplantae; Streptophyta; Magnoliopsida; Fabales; Fabaceae
Product: rop guanine nucleotide exchange factor 9
Molecular function (GO): guanyl-nucleotide exchange factor activity
Source: RefSeq, a predicted model, not a curated record